GGCGGGGUGGCCGAGCGCUGGCAGCUCCGCCGGCAGCGCGCUCCCUCCGCGCCGGGCCAGCCUGGCCGGGACCCCCGGCCCCUUGCAGGCAAGAAACCGCUUCUGUGAUGGAAAAUGCCGGCUGCGCGGGGCGGGGGCACCUUCUCCCACCGCUCCCGGGCUCCGGCCGGGAGGAGCUUCGUUCCCCCCCCUCAGUGUCUGUGCUGGGGGGUGGGCAGCCUCGGCAGCAGCCCCCAGCCCCGGCCCGGAGGAUUCCCUGCUCGGCGCCGCCAGCGCAGCAGCCGCCUGACAACAGGAAACAAUGUGUAGUGAAUGGAAAAGGGGGAGGCGCCGCCUGACCGACUUCCCCUGACAUCACUGCCCAAAUAAGGAGCUUCACACCGGCCCUAUCUGUUGCAGCCUGGCAGAAGAUCCCCCCGGAGCCCCAGGGCCGCUACCCCCGCAGCGGCAGAGCCAUGGGAGAACCGCAGCUGCGGUGCGGGGGGCAAGUGCAGACCAUUUCUACAAUUUAUCAAGAUCAUUUUGAAUCCUAAUCCUGGCCUCCGAAGUACUUGCAGCUUGUCCCAGCCUGGUAUCAGCAGCAAUUUUAUGUUUUCUCUCACCUCGGCAGCGUACGGGAGCCCUGGUGCUGGGUGUGAAGUGCCACAGCUCUUUACGUCAUCCUUUACCAACACAGAGAGGCGAUGUUUUUUAACAAGACUGAAUUAAAUUGUGGGCAAACAGAAGAGAGACAGCAUCAAAAUUACAGACUACCAAAUCCACUAAAUGUGGGAAAUACUUUUCCAAGGCUUUUGAACUCAGAAGUGGAACAGAAGGAAGACACAGGGGGACAUACACCAUUCAGUGUUAUUUUCCUUGCACAGGAAAAAAAGAUCAUUAUGAGAUGAGCACUAAAGUCUCAAGUUUUCAAAGGUUUGCAUAACAAACAAGAGACACAUUGUGGGUUGCAUCUUGACUUUGAAGGCUUGCCACUGUCAACUGAAAUAAAAUGGCAAGGUUUAAAGCCUUAACCAAGUUCACAAGGAAAAUAUUUGGACUAAAAGUUUUGGAAAAAUUUCUCUCUUUGAAGUAGUUUGUCAUGUGUUACCAAUGUGAACUUUAUUGACCUUGAAACUUUUUUUUUUUUGAAUCAAAUAGCAACUAGUGACACUUUAGUAAAAUCUUAAAUCAACAACCAUCUCCUGGUGGCUCCAGCUUCAUAGCAAAUGCAGGCAAAACAGGGAAUCUACAGAAGAGACCUUUAUUAUUCAUAAAUGAAGCCUGCCAAAACCUUCCCGAAAUAGCAUUCAAAGACCCUUUUAAGGUCAUGGAUCCUGAACAAAGCCAGAAGAGCACAAAAAAGGCUGAGGAAAGUCCAAGAAAGAGGCUUCCCAAAGGAGAAGCUUUCCAAGCCAGUAUUUCAUCUGCAGCUACGUACCAGGGCAGCUCUGCUUCUUCGCAAGGAACCCCUCUCCGAGAUAUCAUAUCGCAGCAGCACUUUUCUGGUUCUUUGCCGAUUCCAAGAGAGGAGUCUCAGGAGAAGACUGGACAUCAGCAGCAACCUAAGCCUUCCUCUUUUGAGCAUCCUCCCCACGUUUCACAGCUUCAGCAGCACGCACUGUCACCAGCAUUUAUGUCUCCUGGGAAACCAGAACAUGUUCUCGAAGGUCCCACGUGGCAGCUAGUUGAUCCAGUAAGACCAGGUCCCUCUGGCUCCUUUUCAUCACCUGGGCUUCACUCUCACCACGGCCAGCUCCUACCUUCCCAUUCACCAAUCAUUCCUGGAGAGGACAUGCCAUCUGUUCAAAAGGUCUAUAUCCCUCGCCCUUCACAAGUUUCCUUAAAACAAGCUGAGGAAGUGCACAAGAAGGAAAAGAAACCUCAGAAGCCAGGCAAAUAUAUUUGCCAGUACUGCAGCAGGCCUUGUGCGAAGCCAAGUGUGCUCCAAAAACAUAUCAGGUCACACACGGGUGAGAGGCCAUACCCUUGCAUUCCAUGUGGCUUUUCUUUUAAGACUAAGAGCAACUUAUAUAAACAUAGGAAAUCUCAUGCUCAUCGAAUAAAAGCUGGGCUGGCCUCAGGGAUCGGAGCAGAGAUGUAUCCAUCGAGCUUGGAAAUGGAAAGGAUUGGUGGGGAGGACUUCGAAGAGCCAACAGAAGGAGAAAGCACAGAUUCAGAGGAGGAAACGGGUGCGAUGUCGGGCCACUCGGUAGAGCUGUCGCCGAGGCGGAAGCACACCCUGCUGUCCAGCAGCCUGCUGAGUGGGGGGAGCCAAGGCUCCAGCCAUGACCGGUGUUCAUUGUCUCAUUCCAGUAUGUCCCAAUCUCUUGAGGACAGCAGCCAGUUCGUGGAGCCCUCGUCAGACCAUGCUCUGAGCCAUAAAUCUGAAGAUACCCAUACUAUAAAGCAGAAGCUUGCACUCCGCUUAAGCGAACGGAAGAAGGUGAUAGAUGAACAAGCUUUCCUGAGCCCUGGGAGCAAAGGGAGUACCGAGUCAGGCUACUUCUCACGAUCAGAAAGUGCGGAGCAGCAGAUCAGCCCACCAAAUACUAAUGCAAAAUCUUAUGCAGAAAUUAUUUUUGGGAAAUGUGGUAGGAUUGGGCAAAGGACUGCAGCGUUAGCUGCAAACACAACCCAGGGGUUUCCACACUUGUCUACCGAAGAGAAACCUAGUAUGGUACCAUUAUCUGUGCCUAGAACACAGGUCAUUGAACACAUCACUAAGCUAAUUACAAUUAAUGAAGCUGUUGUAGAUACCAGUGAAAUAGAUAGCGUUAAGCCUAGAAGAAGCUCUUUAUCUAGACGUAGCAGCAUUGAAUCUCCAAAGUCUGGUGUAUAUAGGGAACCGUUUCAGUUUGAUAUCAAGUCUGGUUCCAGUAGCCAGUUGGAUGCAUCAAAAGUGUUGACAUCCCACGGUGAAAAAAUUAAGCCCGAACAAUCAUUGUUGUCACUUCAGCAAUCCCACAGUGCCACAGAGACAGUGCCUCUCCUAAGAAGCCACUCAAUGCCUUCUGCUGCAUGCACUAUAAGCUCCCCACAUACCUUUAGAGGUAGCUAUUCAUUUGAUGAUCACAUCAUGGAGCCUGAAGUCUUAAGCCGCAGUCAAGCUUUUUCUUCGCAUCCUCGAAUGCUAAAACGACAACCAGCUAUUGAGCUACCUUUGGGAGUGGAAUACAUCUCAGAGGAGGUUAGCUCCACAAACAAAGAAACUGUUUCCAAACCUCCCGAGGAGCCUGAAACCAAGGAAAGCGAUCUUACCAAAAAGUCACGGAAGGGUCCGAAAGUUAAAGGGUUCAUGUAUGAGUGUAACAUAUGUGGUGCUCGCUAUAAGAAAAGGGACAAUUACGAAGCCCAUAAGAAAUACUACUGUUCAGAACUGCAGCUCUCAAAGCCUCAUUCUUCCACUUCCCAUACCUCUUCAGAGACUGAGAAAAGUGUUGCGGAUCCUGACACAUGGCCCCAGAUCAUGCAUUACAAGCUAGGGAGCAGUUUGGAGCUCACCCCACUACGAAAGAGGCGAAAGGAAAAGAGUCUCGGUGAUGAUGAGGAGCCUCCAGCUUUCGAGUUGUCUGACACUCCUUCCUCCAGUGCUGGGCCAACAGCUCAGUUUGCAAACCCAGCAUCAUCUGAUGUCGCUUUAAACCUGACCCGUGAAUCCAUUAAGUCACCAGCAGAUACAUGUAAAUCCGCACCUUCUGAUAUCAGUGGCAGCUUUCAUCCCAGGAAUACCAAACCGGCUUCAAGUGCGGAGGGUAAAGAGAGGAGAACAACCUCAAAGGAGAUAUCUGUCAUCCAGCAUACGAGCUCCUUUGAGAAGUCUGAUUCUAUCGAGCAGGCGAGCAGCUUGGAGGAAGACAAACCCUUGUCGCAGUACUCCUCUCAGCCGCCCCCCCAGCAGAGCCGCCCGCCUCACUCCCUGCAGCCCAAGCUGGUACGCCAGCCCAACAUCCAGGUCCCCGAGAUUCUGGUCACUGAAGAGCCUGACAGACCAGAAACAGAGCUGGAGCCUCCUCCAAAAGAGCCAGAGAAAACGGAGGAAUUUCAGUGGCCGCAGAGGAGCCAGACACUUUCUCAGCUCCCUGCGGAGAAACUCCCACCGAAAAAGAAGAGGCUGCGGCUGGCAGAAAUGGCUCAGUCCUCCGGAGAGUCCAGUUUUGAAUCAGUCUCUCUCACCCGAAGCCCAAGUCAGGAAAGCAGCAUAUCCCACAGUUCCAGCCACUCUGUCUCGUUCGAUCGUGAAGAUCACAGCAAGUCCGAGUCAAGUAGCCAGCCCUCCGAGUCCCACCCAAAGCCGCCUGGUGUUGGCUCACAUAUGUUGAUGGUACCAAGCCACCAUCAUCAUUCCAGGGAAAUGCGGAGAUCUGCUUCUGAGCAGACACCGAACGUGUCACAUCCUUCCCAGAUGUCAGAGACCCGCAGUAAAUCAUUUGACUAUGGGAGCUUGUCAUCCACUCCUGCCUCCACCCCUGGCCCUUCAGCCUCCUCAGCUCCACAGGAGAGAAGGAAAUGCUUUCUGGUCAGGCAAGCAUCCCUCAGCAGACACCCAGAGCAUGAGCCAGACUCAACCCCAGCAGGCCGGCCAGAGACAGAAGAUCCCGUUCCUUCUUCAAGUAAAUCUCCUUCAACAAGUCUGCCCCAUCAGCUGACAUCUUCAUCCCCUUUGCCGUCUCAUGGUACUUACCCUAGUGAAAAGAGUCAGCCAAAAGACAGCCCUCCGCCAGCAUACACCCAGCCAUACACAGAAGCUUUGCAAGUGUUUCACCAUCCCGUACCACAGCUAACACUGCAUGAAAAGCAGUUCAUGUCCCCGCAGGUUUCUAUCUUUCCCUACCAGCACCUCCUGCCUCAGCCCGGGCAGUCUGCGGAGCUCUUUGCUGCGCACACUAUGUCCGACAUCCUCUCUGCUCAGUUCACCAUGCCCCAGAUUCCUCCUUCCAUAUUUCAGAGCCCACCACUGCCCCUCCCCCAAACGCUCAUCCACCCAGGCCCGCUUCAUAUCGCUCCUCCGUUAAUGUCACACCCUGCCGACAUGCCCUUCAGGCAGCAUCCUUCAUUCCUGCCAGUGCAUUACCCUGGCUCCUCACCGAUCCCUUCAGCCUUUUUUCUGCCUCUUCAGUCCCAGUUUGCUCUCCAGUUGCCAGGUGAAGCUGGUGGACAUUUACCACAGAUCAAAUCCAGUAUAUUCCCAGCAGCAGGAACCUCCAAUCUUUCCCCGUGCACAGAAUAUGGCUCGGACAGUAGGUUGCACCCUCUGACGUGCACAACAAGUCCUUCGGUGUCUGUGUCCACAUCUCAGCUCGUCGUUCCUACAAGGUCAGACCCAAUGGUGUCACUUGUUGUCCCUGUUCGCAUCCAGACAAAUAUGCCGUCCUAUGGGAGCGCGAUGUACACAACGCUGUCCCAGAUCCUGGUCACGCAGUCCCAGUGCAGUUCCUCUUCUAUUGUCCUCCCGAAAUUUGAUGAUCGUCAGCCCAAGGGCACCCUAGUCUGUAGCGCUGAUGUUCAUGGACUAGGUUUCGAUCUGGCACAGAUGAUCACGGAGGAUCAAAGGAGCAUUUUCCAGAGCCCCUAUCUGAGAGUGCCCUUACCCUUACCAGAGCGAAAAGGCUACAUGCCACUCACCUCCCCAUCAGACAAUGUCCUCGGACUGGAAGGAGGCCCAUCAACAGUCGGCGGAAGCAAAAGGAUGCUCUCUCCAGCUGGAAGUUUGGAGCUGACAAUGGAAACACAACAACAGAAAAGAGUGAAAGAGGAGGAGGUGUCUGAAGCAGAAGAGAAGUUGGAAGUGGUGAAGCCACCCAGUGCAAUAGAGGAAGGGAAAAAGCAGGAUAAAUCUCACUUUCUUGCAGAAAGCCAAGGCAGGGUCGAAGUUGAAACACCACCUAGUUUGUCUUUAGAGCAGCCAGAGCCAAAGGAAAUCCCAAGUACUUUGCAGCAAGCUGUGUCCCAUUCAGGUUCUCCAAGUUUUGAGGCACUGGAAGAGUAUAAGCAGCCAGCUGGCAAGCAGUUCCUCAGCAAGGCAUCUUUGCAACCCGUGAAGAAAGAAGACUCCAAAGAACUGGUGGAGCAGUCUCCACCAAACCCUGCAAGCGCUGCACCUCUGUCCGAGGUCACUCAUAGUGCAAUGAAGUCUCGAGAAGGUACAGACAUGAAGAAGGUACUUCAGUUCCCCAGUCUCCACACAACCACUAAUGUCAGUUGGUGCUAUUUAAACUACAUAAAGCCAAAUCAUAUCCAGCAAGUUGAUCGACGGUCUUCAGUGUAUGCCAGCUGGUGUAUUAGCUUGUAUAAUCCUAACCUUCCAGGUAUAUCUACUAAAGCAGCCCUGUCCCUCCUGAGGUCCAAGCAGAAGGUGAGCAAGGAAACCUACACCAUGGCUACUGCUCCACGUCCAGAGGCAGGCAGGCUUGUCCCAUCCAGCUCCAGGAAGCCAAAAAUGACCGAGGUUCAUUUGCCUUCGCCCCUUUCUAAUGAAGGUCGAAAAGAUAUAACUAGAGCUGAGAAGGAAGAGGAUAAAAGAGGAAAAUUGGAAGAAGAGGCUCUUGUAACCAAAAGAGGGGAGCCAGUCAGGAUCAAGAUCUUUGAAGGAGGGUACAAAUCAAACGAAGAGUAUGUGUAUGUGCGAGGCCGUGGAAGAGGGAAGUAUGUAUGUGAGGAGUGUGGAAUUCGCUGCAAGAAACCCAGCAUGCUGAAGAAACACAUUCGCACGCACACAGACGUCAGGCCAUAUGUCUGCAAGUACUGUAACUUUGCUUUUAAAACCAAAGGGAAUCUGACUAAACAUAUGAAGUCAAAGGCCCACAGCAAAAAAUGUCAGGAGAUGGGUGUGUUAGUAUCUUCACUGGUGGAUCUGGAAGCCGAAGAAGGAACCAGUGAAGACCUAUUCCAGGACUCUGAGGGGCGGGAGGGAUCUGAGCCAAUUGAGGAACACCAGUUUUCAGACCUAGAGGAAUCUGAUGAUGAUGAUGACAAUGAAGAUGAGGAAGAUGAGGAAGAAGAGGAGAGCCAAGAUGAGCCACCUUUAAAGUUGCUGGAAGGCAAGCAUACCACCCUCCCAAUGCACUCUUCAGGUGGCUCUCCACCUUCUCAAGAGGAAGGCACUGAAAGAGCAUUGUCCUUAGCCCAAGAAACUGUUUCCAGCAGCCAAACAGUAGGUGACGGCCAGCAGGCCUCCUCCUCCGGGCUGGAAACAAAGUGGUCAGCAGACAGCAGUGACAUUGCUGUGUGCCACAGCUUCUUGAGUCUCCACAGACCAGCUUUGACCUCCACUGAACAAUUAGUUUCUGCUGAAAGAGAGUCUGUCACAAGGCCACAGAUGACCUUAGUUAUGGACCUGUCAACCUCAAAAGACACCUCCCCAAGAAAAAGGUGGUCUCCAAGCCAGGACUCUGGCAGAGGUGGUGGCAGCAGCAGACCAAUGCUAGUGAGAAAACACCUAUUAACCAAAAAUGAAACUUCACCAAAACGGUUUUCACCAACUGGAGAACUGUCUUCUCUAAGGUGCCUGUCUCCAGGGAGAGGGUUGUCUCCUUGCCAGCGCGUCUCUCCCAGGAGGGAGGCAUCUCCACUGAGAUGUGUGUCACCCAGACUUGAGCUGUCACCCAGCAGGCAUCUUUCCCCCAGAAGAGAGCUGUCCCCAAGAACAUACCUUCCACCAGAAGGAGAAGUCUCCCCUGCGAGGCACUCCUCGCCAAGCAGAGAGAUGUCAUCAGUCAGAUAUUUAUCGUUGAAGCAAGUCUUGUCACCAGGCUGUUCGGAGUCAUCUAGAUAUCCAUCCCCCAGGAAAGAGGACUUGCCUGGUACUAGCAAAUUGGCAGCAGAUGACAAAGUUCAAAGCUCAUAUCAAGCCCAGCAUGGGAUAUUAUCUUUGAUGCCUCUACCUCACAGGUUCUUUGGCAAAAACAUAGAGCUCUAUGAGUCCAAGCUGAAUAUAGAACCACAAAGCCCAACAGGCUCACCUGGCGUCAUGCAGCCUGUCUGCUCCAGACCCUUGCAGGCACCUCAUGAGAUACAUGUCCACGCUCCCAACCGAGGGGAGGAGAAUGUCUUCAGCCAUCUCCCGUUGCAUUCGCAGCAGCUCACAAGGACCCCAUAUCCUAUGAUUCCCAUUGGGGGCAUCCAGAUGGUCCAGGCAAGACCAAGCAGCCAUCCCAGCUUGGUGCCCAGCUCAGUUGUGUCCCUGCAAGCGGGGUACUUUGCCUCUGGUGGCAGCAGCUUCGCGGAGUUCAGCUGGGGUCCCAGGAGGGACAAGGGAUCGCAGGUCCCGCAGGAGCUAUCGUCAGCAUCCGUCUCCCCGGUUGCAAAAGUUUCUAAAUACACACUGUCCCCAGAGCUUACGAGUGGUGGUUACUUGGAAGAGAAAACAAGGACUAGUGAGCUUCAGCAAAAGACAGACCAGGAGGAAUACAGGGUAAAAAAGUUCGCUGAGUCUAGCCACGCGGAGCAGGCAGGCUGCUCGGCAUCCCCAGCCAGCCCCAGCACAUCUGACGAGCACUCUCCAAAGCCUUUGACAAGUGGGGAAGAACCCUUGAAAAAAACGGGCAAGAAGCAAUCUGGCAGCUCGAGCACUUCUUUUGAAUCAUCCUGCACUUUCAUCUCAGAUCUCCCCUCCCAGCCAUUGGACCGAAGCAGCAGCACUGGCAGCCUCUCAGAGCCCUCACCGAGCCAUUCGCACUCCGAGCCAUUCUCUGGCCGGAGGAGAAACCUCUCUGGAGAGCCCAGUCGCCAAGGAGGAACCUCCAGGAAGAGCAGUCCACACCUAGAGCACGCAGAUUUAGGUCAAACUCAAAAAAAGGUGGAUGAAAACACGGGAAGUACUUAAGCCUCCACCAUCUGUUCCACCUUUAGGCUUCCUAUGUAAAAUCAACAGACAUUUUCAACACUAUUUCCUUUAGUAUAAUCAUUGCUAUAAGAAGCACUCUAGUGAAUGACCAAACCCAUGGAAAAUUCCUGGUUUUCUUUGUCCCAGUCUGGUAUUAUCUCCACAUGUAUGCAGUUACUUGUGCCUUUUUCUAUACCUUUUGUUGCUUGAAAUGUACAAAACUGUUUGAGGCUGUGAAUAUUUUUUUAGAGUUUUUUGGAAAGGGGUUUGUUAGACCUUGUCUUUUUUGCCAUUUAGGUGUGCAUAAUUAUGGGCCUGAGAGAUGCAGAAAGGAAAGGGUUAAGCAUUUUAAGAGGAAGAAGAUGCACUGAAAACAAAAACAAACCAGAAAAACUUUUUUUAUAUUGAUUAAAUGAUUAAAAAAGCCCCACAAACCAAACCCUUGCUCCUGUGUACAGAAGUUUAUGAUUCGUAUUUAUUACAUGCUUUAUUUAAUUCUCGCAAAGUGCUUGGUUUUUUUUUCUUGCAUCCCUCUGAUUGCCUAUGGUUGUGCUUUAAACAGUUGAGACUGCUUUACAUUUGAAAAACUUGUUUACCCUGAACCUGUAAAUGAAACUAGCACUUCCCUGACUAGGGGGAGGUUCUUCGCAGCGAGAGAAAUUGUCACGCAAAAGAGAAAAUGAAUCUUGAGCAUCCCUCCCUCCUGCAGAACCCAUCAAAAAGCACUUUUCUAAAAAGGGACAAAAAAAGGUUCCUCUUCAAAGAUUUAACUGCAAGAACAUAGGAAUGUAUCGAAUGUAGACCCAGUGCCAGGAAUGGUGUCUCUCGCUGGACGAGCCGGCCUCCUGCUUGCUUUAAUCCUUCCAUCCUGUGCCCGCUCCCCACGUGCACGGCUGCUCCGCGAUGCUCUACAUCGCCCCGGCAAUGUCAUGCCUGUGCCUGAGAGCCCCUCUUUUCUGGGGUUUGGAAGCCCUCUGUAAACCCUCUCCCUUGGUUUCAAAGUGGAAGUAAACUCAGCCUUGCAACCAUUUUCCCUCUGUAAUUUUUUAGUUGCUGACAAGCUCCCUCCAUCCCACCCCCACUCAGUCCUGGCUGGUUUGGCUUCGUUGAGCUCUAGGGAUGCAGGAGCCGUUUGUGCUCUGCUCGUUUGCACACCUGCGGUUCUGUAGCUUACGAGUGACUCUGUGUCUUAUUUUAAUUUUAUUUAUUUAUUUAAGUGGAACAUCGCAAACGUAGUCCUUAUUGUGCAGAUGGGCCCUUUUUUGGUGUUUUGGAAGAAAAAAGUUAUGAUGCUGAGUGGUUCAUGUUUGCAAUCAGCUUGUUAUGCAUGCACAGUAACUUUUUCCAGAGCAGAUUUUUAAUGAUGACCAUUCACAGCAGAGUGAUGGCCUCUACUGCCAAUAGAUACGAUACCAAAUACUGGGAGACCCGAUGGAGCCAUUCCUCUCUGUCAUGUUAACACACUUUUUAAAAUACAGAUGUUAAAUAUAUUUGCCCUAUCAGACAGCAGGCUCUUUACUACUUCAGAGGGUUUUCUGGUCUAUGGAAUCUGUACAAACCUCUUUUUUUUUUUUUUAUUUUAACAAAAAAAAAAAAAAACAACAAAAAGAAAGAUAAAUAUUUAACAAGUGGACCAGUUCUUUCUUCUUUUGGAGCUGUUCCAGUUUACUGGGUACGUAACACACUUUUUUAAAAAAAAUAAAAAAGAAAAAAAAUCAAAAGAAAUCAAAUAAAAAUCUGAAUUAGAACAUAUUUCCUUGCCAGACUUGAUGAGCUAUGAACUGUUCCCAUUUCAUGGGCAAAUAAUAUAAAUUUUUUAAUAAUCUUCUGUGAUAUUUUUUUUUUUUUUUGCUUUACUUGUAAAGGGAAUUAAGUACAAAAGAAGAUAUCAUGGAAAUAACAUUAAGCCUGUGACAUUGACCAAAACAACAUCCAGAACACAUUUAUACCUUAAUUAGCACUUUUAUCAAGUUUCCCUUUUUCCCAUCUCCCCCUCUUGUCCCCAAGCCUGGAAGCUGGUCCUGCUUUCAGACCUGUCCAGAUCCCACAGCUGCAGCAGGGGCUGGGAGCUCCGUUCGGCGUCACAGCUUCUUUCAGUGAAACUCUUAAGCACCAGCUGAAAUCCUGCAUGGGCUUUAAGCAUGUGCUUCAUGUCAAGCAUGUGCUUUAAGUGUGUGCUCAUGUCAAGCAUGUGCUUUAAGUGUGUGCUUCAUAUCAAGGCGGCUUGGCAGGGGCUGCUCAGGCAGGGUCUGUGUGAGCACCCCUGGAAACCAUCUGCCAAAUGCAGUGACAUUUGGGCUUUCCUGGCUUCUGCCACAUUUCCCCCCUCCUUGCCCUUGUCACACUCUUAACAUUAUUCCGAGGUAGCUUUUUGUAUUUAAUUUUUUUUAAUAUAUAUAUAUAUUGAAAUUGUACAUAAAAAAAAAAAAUGCAGCAGUUGUGCACUCAGCGUCCUGGUUUUGUUAGGUGCAUUUGACAUGAGCUUUGGGCUAGAUCAAAUUUGCUCGGCUUCUUUCUGUAAUUGUAUCUUAAUCCUUGACCUGUUGAUACUUUGCAAGGGGUUUGGUUUUUUUGGUUGUUUUUCUUUUUUCUCUCUCUGUCAUUUCUGGACAGAGGGAAAAAAAACCCACCAAAACACCAAACCUCAAAAGUCAUUACAUUGGUUUCUUUCUUU
Molecule: messenger RNA, 11474 nt
Organism: Falco peregrinus (peregrine falcon)
Lineage: Eukaryota; Metazoa; Chordata; Aves; Falconiformes; Falconidae
Gene: HIVEP3
Product: HIVEP zinc finger 3
Exons: 10
Coding region: 1307-8800 (2497 amino acids)
Biological process (GO): regulation of transcription by RNA polymerase II
Cellular component (GO): nucleus
Molecular function (GO): DNA-binding transcription factor activity, RNA polymerase II-specific; RNA polymerase II cis-regulatory region sequence-specific DNA binding; zinc ion binding
Source: RefSeq, a predicted model, not a curated record